AUGGAAGUGUCUUGGAAAUCAAGGGAAUGGAAUGUGAGAAAAUCAACAUUUGAUUCAGUGAAAGAAAUCCCACUUUCAUUGAGAAGAAGGUAUUUUAGAAGGAUGAAAAAGAACAGACCAUCAAGAGGCUCUGAAGACCAUGAAGAGCAGCAUGAUCAAAUGAUCACAUUUCCCUGUUCCAUAUGCAAGCAUGAAAUUGAUCUACCUGAAAUUUUCCUCCAUAAAAAGCUGCACGUGGCCCUGGCCACCCUAGGGUUUCAAUGGAUGGGUGGAAAGAAACCCGCGCUCCCACUGAUUUCCAUCCAGAGACAGUUUAUAAUCACUAAACUAUUGUCAUUUUCUAUAUUCACUGAAAAAAUCCUACAGAGCAUUAAUAAUGCUUUUGAACUACUUUGGCAGAAACAAAUCCCAGCAUACUAUAAGAUUAUUGAUAACAUUCACAGAAGUUCCAUAUAUUCUCAAAAAAUCUGUCAUGUAUUGAUUAAGGGUGUAGCCGUUUGUGAAGACAGAAAUUCUGCAUGGAAAGCUGACAUGAAUGAUAAAUUCACUGUGGUGAAUAACUUUGGCAAUAAACCUGACGUGUGUUUUUUGGGUUUGUUCGAUGGACAUCAUGGUGCCUCAGCGGCAGACUUGACAUCAAUGGAACUCCCAGUUUUACUUCUCCAUCAACUUUCCAGAUUUGAUCCUUCCUACCAAAUGACUCCUGAAGAGCAAAACGUAAUCAAAUCCUUUCACACAGUAUUUAGGGAGGAAUACAUAGCUAUAGAAGAACUUUUUUCCUCCAUAAAGAAAAAGAGAAAAACGGUGAAAUGUGAGUAUGAGAACAUACACAAAGCGUUUGCAAAAGCAUUUUGGAGAAUGGAUAGACUUUUACGUCUCGGAAGGAAUGAAGUAUCCAGGGUUCGAUGGAGUGGCUGUUCUGCAGUUACUUGUAUAUUGGAAGGCAAUAUUAAAAAACCCUAUGCCAACAAGAAUUGGAAAAUCAAUAAGGGUGAUGACUUGGCAAAGAGUUUCCCUUCCCAGAUGAUGCCACAAAUAAUGUCUGGAGUACUCCAUAUUGCAAACACUGGUAACGUACAAGCAGUCUUAUGCAGAAACGGAAAAGGCUUUUGCAUAACCAAAGAACACACUACGCGAAACAUAACCGAAAGACGACGGCUACUUCAGAACGGAGCAGUGAUUAGUUCAAAUGAACCAUACGGGCUCCUAGAAGGGCAAAUAAAAACCACACGAGGACUUGGAUUUCAUGGAAAUCUCAAACUGAAAAGAUCUAUUAUCCCAGCACCUCAAACUAUCUCGGUCCCUAUAGAUGACUUAUGCCAAUUCCUUAUCUUAGCUACUAAUGGACUCUGGGAAGUUUUGGAUACAAAGGAAGUCACUGCACUGGCAAUGACAAUGUUUCAAGUGUAUAAAGAAACCUACUAUUCUAACACACAAAAUGAAUCUUUACCAUCCAAAGAGGCUUUCCUAAUCUAUGAACCAAGCAAUUCUAUAUCAGAAAGUAAUAUCCAUAUAUUGUUUCAGUAUAAAUCUGAAUCUACAGAAUGUGUGUCAACUAUAAAUUCAAAAGAAAAUUUGUUUGAUUCAACAUGUUUUAACCCUAAAAAUGCACGAACAUUUCCACCAGAAAUGACUAAUCAUGAUCUUUACAGUGAGGAAGAAACUAAUGGACUAACCAGUGUAGAUGAUGUGUCCAAAAAUUCAAGGGAAAAAGAAUCACGCACUAAAAAUUUCUAUGAAGGUGUAGCCAAAUAUAUUAGCCAUGAACUUGUAAGUGCUGCUUUAGUGGCUGGCUCCAGAGACAACAUUACAGUCAUGGUAAUACUUCUCAAGGGAAGUGAGUAUCAGUUUCUGACUGACAAAAGAUAAAGUUUCGAUUAUCCAGAGUACAAAAAUGUAAAGACAAUUCUUCAAAGAACCAGAUAUUAGGACAAUACAUCAAUACCAUGCAAAUAAUUUUUAAGAAUGUAUUAAAGAAACUAUAAAAGC
Molecule: messenger RNA, 1989 nt
Organism: Odobenus rosmarus divergens (Pacific walrus)
Lineage: Eukaryota; Metazoa; Chordata; Mammalia; Carnivora; Odobenidae
Gene: PP2D1
Product: protein phosphatase 2C-like domain containing 1
Exons: 3
Coding region: 1-1869 (622 amino acids)
Biological process (GO): protein dephosphorylation
Molecular function (GO): protein serine/threonine phosphatase activity
Source: RefSeq, a predicted model, not a curated record